AUGUCGCAGCUUUCGCAGCAGGACGACGGUCCCUCCGAUCCACAAUUCCAGUCCCAGUCCCCCUCCCAGUCCCCGUCCUCGUCCCAGGCCUCUCCUCGCGACAGCCCCACGGGAGGUCGUCAGCCGGCGCCAUGCCCUCCAACAAGCAGCGCGUCUCCCGUGUCAGAACUGGGGAAGAAGAGGUCGCAGCGCAAGGCGGCUCCUAGCCCUUUACAAAUGAGCACGUCUGCUACCACUUCUCCCCCAACGAGUGCCACGCCUACUAGAUCCGCCUUCGUCAGGAGCCAGAUCUCGCAAGUUGCCGUCACGUCUUCGACAGCACAGGGAGGGCCGCGCUCGCCCAAGGAGCGUCUGGACGACCUGCUCGCGUCUGAAAAGGACUUCUACAAUACGGGAGUCUCGCCCACCGCGACGGUUCCCAAAGAGGUUUCUAGAUAUCCUCGGCCCCUCGACACGAACGUUACCCCGCGAAGCUUUUCUGACUCUGUCGUGAACCCGCCGCUCUCAGACAGCUCGCCCACGAGCACGCGAUCGCCAAUUGCUGCGAUGCCACCACAGCACUGGCCUGCCGACACUGCUCGACCUCCUCUCCGAACCUCGUCGAUCGAUUCGGCGAUUUCCUCGUUAUCAGAUGCUUCAAACACACACAAUUCACCCGACUCGGCGGCUGGGAGCCCAGAUAUUGGAAACCUCAUACAGGCGGCUGGAUCUGCAGAAGCGGUGAUCCAGUAUCUCCUGAAGGAGAAGCAAUCACAGGCGAAUCAGAAUGCACAGUUAUGGCGCUUGGUAGAUAAGCAGAGGGCCAUGAUCCUGGGGCUCAACAAGGAUCUGGAGCGCGCGUUGAAGGACAAGGAGCGAUAUCGUAAGAAGUUAAAAGAGAGCCUUGCGCAGCUGUCGAAUCCCUCGCCAGUUGAAUCUAACCAAGGCCUUGCAUCUGAGGCUGGAUCGGCUUCCUCGGAUCACGGGAAUGCACAAGCUAUGAAACCUAGCAGCCCUGGGGGGCCUUCGCCCGUUGAGGCAAGGGAUCAAGAGCAGAGGGAAGAAGAACUACCGUCACCCAUCGAUGUUGCGCUAGCUCCCUAUCCGAUCACACCCACCACAGACAAGGCUCUGACCCGUAGUCUCUCGAAUUUGGUGGAGCCUACGCAUAAGAUGCCAUCGCCAACGAAGCACGCAUUCCAGAACUACAACCCAGACGGCCCCGUUGCAGGAUUUGAGGCUGGACAGCAACAGAGGAAGGCGAACGAGGUUGCGCGAGAGGCUCCAUAUAACGUUUCACUUCCCCCGUCGAGGUCCUUACCUUCAGAUCCGCCGAGAUGUCCUCCGCCCAAGGUUCCCCCUCCAAAAGCUCCAAUGUCACCGCCGCCGUCUGUCUCCGUCAUCGAAUCAUCUCCGAAUACAUCUUCGAAUACCGACGGAGCUUUCCAGCGGUAUCCCAACCCCCCGCCGCGAAAACCUCCUCCUGCACCCCUGGAUCUCGGACAGAAUAAUCUACCCAGUUCGCAUCUCCGCCAAGCAUCGGAGGGAGUAGAUGACUCCUCCUCUGACUACGACGAUAUCUUAGAAGUGGACGAGAUCCCGGCUUUCCCUGAACGGGGGCGACGAAAGACGAGGGAAGAGGAUGACAGGGAACGUGAGCUCGCAGCGAUGAGAGAAGCUGAGUUGAGAAGUCUAUCUAAGAAGAGCAAGAAAUCAAAAUCACGGACUCCGAAGACCCCAAAAGAUAGCACGUUUGAGGCCGCGAAGGAGAGCAUGCCGUUGAGUCCGCGGCAAACGAUCCCAAUACCGCCCCCAGCUGAUCUACGCCCUCCGAUAGACUCCAAUGCCGGCUCUCUAGUAGGUAUGCUCGCUUCAGCUAAAGCCUCUGAUACUAAGACAAGCUUCAUCUCUCCUCCUCUGAUGAGUCCGGGUUUACCCAAGAGCCCGAGACCGGUUGAUAGAGGGGCGUCACCGCCAUCCAGACAGCCGGGGUCAUCUUAUCACUCGUCUUCGAUGUCUCCUCCAAUGUCUCCUCGGAUGGGUGCCUUUUCCGGAGCUGUACCUCUCUCUCCACGAGCACCACGACAACCGAUUCCCCUCCCUCCAAAUACACCCCUAUCAAUCGUCUCUCCCGGGUUGGCCAAGGGCGAGCAUCCAGUUAUCAAAAGACCUACCGAACCGCGGAACAACAGUCCCACGGAUGAUGUCGUAUCUCGCCACAGCCCAUCAGAUUCGAGUGGCAUUUACAGAGGUUUCGUGACGGAGGAGUAUCCUGAUCUGCUCCUGGCACCCAAUGCUCUUCCAUCCAUAGAUGUGAAGGUUGCAUCUUCUCGACUGAGGCCUUCACGGGCGAGUCAGUUGUUCCCGAAGGAUUUUGAGGAAGAUCCGGUCUUCACCUUGGCAGUAUUUUCAAGGGCCAAUGGCAGAGAGCUUUGGAGGGUGGAGAAGGACUCGACCUCGUUGACAAACCUAGAUCAGGCCUUGAAACAAUCCUCAUUGGUCACAGCGAAGGUUCCGGAAAAAUCUCUCUUCAGUGGUCACGCUCCCGCUAAGGUAGAUGCGCGACGGGCAGCGCUGGAUACGUACCUGGAUGAAAUCCUCAAUACACAGAUGGACACUGCAUCGGCUCUCGAGAUUUGCCGGUACCUCUCGACAAAUACACUGGAACCUGAUGGGGAGGAUCUGGCACGCGGCGAUUCAAAUUCUGGCAGUCCGGUUAAGACGGGCCCAGGAGGUAGACCUUUUAAAAAUGGGUAUCUGACCAAGAGAGGCAAGAACUUUGGCGGUUGGAAGGCGCGGUUCUUUGUGUUGGAUGGGCCUGUCCUGAAAUAUUAUGAGUCCCCUGGCGGAGCUCAUCUUGGAGCUAUCAAGCUCCAGAAUGCGCAGAUCGGAAAGCAACAUGACAGCCAGUCCCCUCCCCCUGCCAACCUCGAUGAUGUCGAGAAUCAGUAUCGCCAUGCUUUCCUAAUUCUAGAACCGAAGCGAAAGGACUCGUCUAGUCUUGUGAGGCACGUCUUAUGUGCAGAGAGCGAUAAGGAGCGAGAUCAAUGGGUUGAAGCUCUACUUCAAUACGUAGAUUAUAAGGAUGAAGAUGGCGAUCACGUGCAGCGUUCGCACAAGGAGCACGAUCGCAACAAUUCUGGAGGAUCUUCACACACCACCGGUUUGAACGCCAAGAAGAAGAUGUACGGAAAGAAUCAGAACCAGAGUCAGAACCAGAGUCAGAGUCAGAAUCAGAAUCAGAAUCAGAAUCCGACUGUGCCCGAGAACGACGAUUUCCGCGGCAUCAGCUACGACACGACCAAGCAAGGCGCCAUUCCGGUUGGGGCCAGAUCGAAGAACGACACUCCAUCGCCUCCCUUGUUGAAUGGCCAUGAGCGAGAUUCAUUGACCCAAUCGCCACAAUCUCAGACCACAAAAUCCAUCUCUGCGCCAAAGAAUGCACAGGUGAUUCAAGAUGUUGGGGCUUGGGGCAAUAAGCAGACCAUGUUGGCGCCUCAACCCCACGAAGAGAAGAAGCAGAAGAAGCGUAGCUUUUUCGGAUUCGGAUCGAAGUCAAGGCCAUCUGUGGACCUGCAGGAUUCAGGCGCCAACGAUGCAAAUAGCAACCUGUCGCAGAUGGCAUACGAGCAACACGGUCCCAUCCGACCUGUCUUUGGGGCUCCUCUAGGAGAGGCUGUUAAAUACAACCACCCUGCUGACGUUCCAAAUAUCGAAUUGCCUGCCGUUGUCUACCGCUGCAUCGAAUACCUGGAUUUCAAGAACGCGGCUGCCGAAGAAGGAAUCUUCAGGCUGAGCGGAUCCAACGUGGUAAUCAAACAGCUCCGGGAACGAUUCAACACCGAGGGAGAUGUGAACCUCGUCACGGAUGAGCAGUACUACGAUAUUCAUGCAGUAGCUUCACUUCUGAAAUUGUACCUCAGGGAGUUGCCAACAACGAUCUUGACGCGGGAGCUCCACCUCGAAUUUUUAGCUGUGACCGAACUACAUGACCUUGACGAGAAGAUCAGCGCUCUGAAUGGUCUCGUUCACAGGCUGCCAUCUGCCAACAAUUCCCUCCUUCGAUACCUGUCUAGCUUCCUGAUCAAUAUCAUCAAUCACUCUGAUCAGAACAAGAUGACUGUUCGGAACGUUGGGAUCGUCUUCUCGCCGACCCUCAACAUACCAGCACCAGUGUUCGCACUCUUUCUCCAGCAGUACGACGGGAUCUUUGCCCAAGAGCCUGAUGAUCAUGAUCAACAUACUGUCGAGGUCACCGUGACCGCUCCUCCCCUUACCCCAGAGGAUAUCCGCUCUCCGCGCCAACAGAUAUUCCAAAACCUCCCCACACCUUCCUAUGACCAGCAAUCCUUCCCACAGGCCCAACAUUACCAACCACAGCAGCGUGCCGUUCAUGACACAGGAUUUACGCCUCUCCAGCCUGCGUAUGAAGCGCAAUACCCCAGUUUCACAAUGGCUGGACCAGAAUACGGUAAUCGGGGACCUACCGUCGCCGGGCCCGCCUACGAUCAGUUGAACGGCGACGUGCACCGCUACCUCGCAGCCGAUGGCUCAUCGGGCUCGAAGAACAAGAGGCGGGAGAGCAAUAUGUUCGCGCUCGGCAUGGGGCAAAAGAAGGCGAGCAGCAAUAAUAAUAAGUCGAGAGACGAGCGUGUCGUUGACGAAAGCACAUUCUUCGAGUGA
This is a messenger RNA of Amorphotheca resinae ATCC 22711, 4662 nucleotides long. RefSeq lists its product as hypothetical. Gene Ontology annotation, cellular component: cytoplasm. NCBI's taxonomy places the organism in Eukaryota, Fungi, Ascomycota, Leotiomycetes, Helotiales, Amorphothecaceae. The transcript is spliced from 4 exons. Bases 1 to 4662 code for a protein of 1553 amino acids. Gene Ontology annotation, biological process: signal transduction; regulation of GTPase activity. The record is from RefSeq and is a predicted model, not a curated record. Gene Ontology annotation, molecular function: phosphatidylinositol binding.